AAGGGAAAAAAAAAAGGGAGAGGCGAAGGAGCUCGCGCCCCCGCCGCGUCAUUUGGCUUGCGUGCGCGCGGCCGCCAGUCGAGGCGAGAGGAGGACACGGAAGAACACGCCAGAGAGUGAAGGCAUGGCCAGAUAGUGCGCGACAAAAGAGAGAGAGAGAGCAGGUGGAGGGAGAGACGCCCAGGGAGAGUGCAGCCGCUCCGACCGCGAGGAGGACGAAGAGAGCAAGAAGAGGAGUCGCCAUCGUGUCUUUUGCGAUGAUGAGGAGGACGAGCAAGGAGGAGGAGGAGGAGGAGGAGAUCUGAGGCGCUUCGCCGUCCGCACGCCGCGCUCCAGCCAGCUACGCUCUUCAUCCUCGCCUCUGCUCUGGCGUGGCGAUGAUGUCACUUCCUGUCCAGAUGGAGCCCAACUCAGCAGACAAACGGCAUCGGACCAGAUCGAAAGGAGUGCGAGCUGUCGCUGAGGCCGUGACGCCCGAACUAUUCAGCUGUCCGACGGCGGGCUGCGACGGUUCUGGUCACGUCAGCGGGAAGUACGCCAGACACCGCAGCGUUUACGGAUGCCCGCUGGCCAAGAAGAGGAAGGUACUGGAGAAGCAACCGCUCGAGCCGGCCGCCAAAAGGAGAGCCUUCGGCGCCUCCUGCCUCGGCGAGGACGACGACCAAUUGGAGGAGGACCUGGAGGAGGAAGAGGGCGAUGAGGACGCCUUAGACCAGAGGGAGCGAGGAGAAGUCAUGGAGGAGGACGCGGGCGAGAAGGCCGAGGAGGAGGACGAGUUCUCUGAUGACAUGGAGGAGGAGGAGGAGCAGCCGGAGGAGGACGCCGUCGCGCCGCCAGCGGGACACGACGAGAUGGAGGACGAGGAAGAGGAGGAGCUCGAGCAUCAACGGGUUGACUACCCACCAAGUGGACAAUCUAAACAGCUCCUUCCGCUCCGCAAGGAUGAUAACAACAACCACAGCUGCAUCACAGGUCCAGCUCCGGGUUCUGGAUCCGGUCCCGGCGGCCCCGGAGAUGAGUUUGAGAACUACGACGAGCUGGUGGCCAAGUCUCUGCUCAACCUGGGCAAGAUCGCAGAAGACGCGGCCUACCAGGCCCUGACCGAGUCGGAGAUGAACAGCAACUCCUCCAACAGCGGCGGCGAAGACGAGGAUGACGAGGAUGAGGACGACGAAGACGGCGGUGGCGAGCGGAAGGCCGACCUCAGCGUGGACUUGGAUAGCGACGUGGUCAGGGAGACGGUGGACUCGCUCAAACUGCUAGCGCAGGGCCACGGCGCCGUGUUGCCGGACGACGGCUACCCCGACGUGGGCCUCAACGGGCGGCUGGGCCUCGGCGCCGACGAGAGCGAGGAGGAAGUGUGUCUGAGCAGUCUGGAGUGUCUGAGGAAUCAGUGCUUCGACCUGGCCCGCAAACUCAGCGAGACGCACCCGGACGACCGCCCGCAGCACCUGCACCACCACCACCACCACCACCACCACCAACUGCGCAACCACGCCGACCAGCAGGGGGCGCUCCACCUCAACAGGUACGACGCCGGCUGCCAGCCGGGUUGUCAGGACGACGACGGCCCGCCGGAGCGCAGCUUCUCCGACAUGGUCAACCUGCUGAAGCUGGAGGAGCAACUGAGCCCGGCGUCCCGAGGUUACGGCCGGGAGUUCGACGAGGACACGGCCUCGGUGGCCUCGGAGCGCUCCGACGACACCUUCGACAUGGCCAAGGGGAACCUCUCGCUGCUGGAGAAGGCCAUCGCGUUGGAGUCGGAGCGCGCCAAAGUCAUGAAGGACCGGCUGGAGCACAAGCAACCCAGGCGCCACCAUCUGCAUCACCACCAUCACCACCGCGUGCACGGCGAGGAACGCAAAUCCAGGAUGCACCACGACGGACUCAAGAGGGCCUACUACCUCAAAGAGUCUUCGCGAGGGGAGAAGAAGGAGAGCAAGUGCCCGACGCCGGGCUGUGACGGCACGGGUCACGUGACCGGUCUGUACCCGCACCACCGCAGCCUAUCCGGCUGCCCUCACAAAGACCGCGUCCCCCCUGAGAUCCUUGCCAUGUAUGAGAAUGUUUUAAAGUGCCCGACCCCCGGCUGCUCCGGACGGGGGCAUGUCAAUAGCAACAGGAACUCACACCGCAGUCUGUCGGGUUGUCCCAUCGCGGCGGCCGAGAAGAUGGCAAAGGUGCACGAGAAGAGUCACGUGAUGGACAGCGGCGGCAGCAGCAAGUCCAGUCAGACGUCCGACCGCGUCCUCAGGCCCAUGUGCUUCGUGAAGCAGCUGGAGAUUCCUCAGUACGGCUACAAGAAUAACGUUCCCACCAGCACGCCGCGCUCCAACCUGGCCAAGGAGCUGGAGAAGUACUCCAAGACCAGCUACGACUACGGCGGCUACGAGGGCCAGCACGGCGGCUACGGCAAGAGGGGCCCGCUCGGCAAGUCCCACCACGGCCGGGAUACCUCCCCCAAGGCGUACGACGCCAAGCGGUACAGCAAGACGUCCAGCCCGGCCAGCAGCACCACCAGCAGCUACGCGCCCAGCAGCAGCAGCAGCAGCCUGAGCUGCGGCGCCGACCCCAUCGGCGACCCAGGGGGCGACCUGGCUGGCCUCGGCUUGUCUCUGAGCGGCGGCGCCGGCAGCAGCGCCAGCAGCACGUGCAGCAAAAGCAGCUUCGACUACACGCACGACAUGGAGGCGGCGCACAUGGCCGCCACCGCCAUCCUCAAUCUGUCCACCAGGUGUCGUGAGCUCCCGCACGCCGUGGGAGGGAAAAUGCACGACAUGAUGAUGCAGAGCGGCGAGGGGGACCUGGACGAGGAGGAAGAUGGCGGCGGGGUGGACGCGGGCGGGCAACCCGGCGGCCCGGAGGGCAGCGGGACGGUUCUGACGCCGCUGCAGCCCAUGUCCCCGCAGCGUCAGGCCCUCCUCAACAGUCGCCGCUACCAGCUGAGCCAAGCUGACUGCUGGGACCUCCCGCUGGACUACACCAAGAUCAAAGGCGUGGACAAAGAGGGCGACGAGCUGGACGCCUUCCACGAGCUGCUGGACGAGCAGCGCUACCCGGCCGAGGCCAGCGCCCAGCCCAGCCCCAAACACCUCAAGUACUCGCCCUGCAAAGAGCCCAAGAAGGAGAUCCUCACGCUGUCCGGCUGCCAGCUGGCCGACAAGAACCUUCGCGGGAUCAUGGCCUCCAACGCGCAGGAGCUCAGGUGUCCCACGCCCGGCUGCGACGGAUCGGGACACAUCACGGGGAACUACGCCUCGCACCGCAGCCUGUCCGGUUGUCCUCGAGCCAAGAAGAGUGGCAUCAAAAUCCUCCACAGCAAAGAAGACAAAGACGAGCAGGAGCCCAUAAAGUGUCCGGUGCCAGGCUGCGACGGCCAAGGUCACGUGACGGGCAAGUACGCGUCCCACCGCAGCGCCUCGGGCUGCCCCCUGGCGGCCAAACGGCAGAAGGACAACCACGUGAACGGCGCUCAGCUGGCCUGGAAGUCCGGCAAGACGGACGGCAUGACGUGUCCCACGCCGGGCUGCGACGGCUCAGGCCACGUCAGCGGAAGCUUCCUGACCCACCGGAGUCUCUCCGGUUGUCCCCGGGCAUCCUCGGCCAUGAAGAAGGCCAGGAUGAGCGGCGUGGAAAUGCUGACAAUCAAGCAGAGAGCCAGCAAAGGCAUUGAAAACGACGAGGAAAUCAAACAGCUGGAUGAAGAAAUCAAAGAUAUCAACGAGUCCAACAAUCAAGUGGAGUCGGAUAUGAUUAAGCUGAGGACGCAAAUCACCACCAUGGAGAGCAGCCUGAGGUCCAUGGAGGAGGAGAACAAGGUGAUGGAGGAGCAGAACGAUUCGCUGCUGCACGAGCUGGCCAACCUCAGCCAGUCGCUCAUCAACAGCCUGGCCAACAUCCAACUGCCGCACAUGGAGCCGAUGAACGAGCAAAACUUUGACACGUACGUGAGCGCUCUGACGGACAUGUACAGCCACCAGGACCAGUACCAGAGCCCGGAGAGUAAGGCGCUGCUGGAGAACAUCCGACAGGCCGUGCAGGGCAUCCAAGUGUAGCCCCGCCCACAACACAAGCAAAAGGUUGUUUUUAUCAUUAUUGAUUUUUUUUUUUUUCUGCUGCUGCUGCUGUAAGCUACCGUCGCUCUGCUAUCACAUUCAUGCUGUCACCACUUUUUUUUUUUUUAAUCGUCUGGCUGUUUGGAUUCAACAUCCAACUUUUGUACAUUUUCAUAUGACCUGAUAUAAUGUGACGUACAGCUGCUAAUCUAUUUAUCUAUUGAUUGAUUGAUUGAUUGAUGGUCAACGUGAAGCGCAAUCAAAGCAGGAGAGAAGAGUUCAAGGCCAACUGUAGGAGACAAUCUGCCACUCAUUGAUUGAUUGAUAGCUCCAUUGAUCGAUCGAUCGGUCAACGAGCCGCGUGAACGAGCUGGUAGGACAGCAAUAUUGGCAUGAUUUAUUCAGAUGCAAUCUAUAUUUAAAAAAAAAAAAGUUUGGGUAUAUGCAAUUUCCUAUGAAUUCAACUAUCAUUGAUCGCUGAUUGAUUGAUGUUUUUACUGGUUUUGUAAUCCACUUUGACUACGAACACACAGCGACGCCUUUGUUUCCAUCUUUUCAUGUUUUACGUGUGCGUGUUUGCGUGUAGGUGGGGGUGGGGGGGGGCUGACUGGACUUACAGGGUCACACACACACACACACCGCUCAUUGUACAUUUGCACUCAUCGUCCACCCAGCAGACUUUUUCCUGACAUGCAUGCACUUUAUCGGGGCUCGUCUGAACACGUCAAGAAAAAAAUGAAAGAAAAAGAAAAGUGUUGACUUCUGCGUCAAAAAGCAGACAUUUCAGUUGUAUGUGGGAGAAAGAAAAAAAAAAACACAACAUUGACUAUGUUUGGAAUUGUCUAUCGACUGCAGUGGUGCCUUGAGAUGCAAAUUGGAUUUAAUCCUGACCGUACUCCUAACUAGAAGCACUCAAACGCAAAUCUUCUUUUCUCAUUGAAAUGAAUGCAAAAGUGAUCAAUUCACAUUGCAUUAAUGAAAUGCAACUCCUGUUGUUCCCGCUUCGGCCACAUGGGGGCAGUACAACACUUAUAUUCGUCAUUCUAUGCAGAGGAUAAAAAAUGAACGACUCUGUACUGUUCUUUUGUCUUUCUCCAUGUGUUGCUGCACCGUUUGGAUUCUCUCAAUCACUAAAUGAUUGCUUGUAUCUUGAAAAAAACUCGCAACUCAAGGCACCGCCGUAUUUCUAAUCAAGUGAACAAAGAGAGCCAAUGUACCUUUUUCUAACAAUCAGCACCUCAUUUUUCAUAUCCUUUUUACUGUAUUUUGCAUUGUUACAUCAUUUUGCAGGUGUCCCGAGCUUUUCGGAGAAUAUUGUUGACAUUAUUUUCACGUGGUAAAGAUGAAUCGUGUUUCUUCAGUGUUGGAAAAACAAAAUGAUGAACUUGGCGAUGAUGCGUCAACCUUCAGCGGGAGCUUGAGAAAUUUGUCUUAUGACCUACUAGGGAUUGAGAAGCUAUUUGAGCAAUACUAGCAGAUGGAAGAAAUGCUCAAAGAGUUUCUCCAACCAGCGGCUGUCAGAUGCUCUGCAUCGAAAGGGACAUUGAAAUGUCUUCAAGUUCUACAAGACCAGAAGAUGAAAGCACAAUUCAAAGACAGACGCUAGACUAGAUGUUCAUCACAUGUACAAACUACUGACCAUGAACAAAUGCAUACAGUAUUAUAAAAAAAAAAAAAGUGAAAUGCUGAUUUUCUUUGCAGGACUGUCAAAACAUUUUUUUAAAUGCAUUGUUCCUUUUAUGUUUUUUGUUGUCACUUGGAGGAUUUGGCGGCUUUCCAUGCACAUGGCAUGAGUUCUGUUUGUCUUUUCUGCUGCGUAUAGAAUUCAUGAGUUGCUACAUGCUACUUUCAUUUCAAUGGUGAACAUUUUUAUAUAUACAUAUAUAUUUAUCAUGAUGGUGUUUGACAUCUCUUGCUCUUCGGAAUAAAUCUUGUGUUGCAACUCA
This is a messenger RNA of Syngnathus acus (greater pipefish), 6001 nucleotides long. RefSeq names its product myelin transcription factor 1-like, a (gene myt1la). The record is from RefSeq and is a predicted model, not a curated record. The transcript is spliced from 23 exons. Gene Ontology annotation, molecular function: RNA polymerase II cis-regulatory region sequence-specific DNA binding; DNA-binding transcription factor activity, RNA polymerase II-specific; zinc ion binding. Gene Ontology annotation, cellular component: nucleus. Gene Ontology annotation, biological process: regulation of transcription by RNA polymerase II. Bases 378 to 4055 code for a protein of 1225 amino acids. Lineage: Eukaryota; Metazoa; Chordata; Actinopteri; Syngnathiformes; Syngnathidae.